UGCGGAUCUGGCGAUUGACCCGAGGACUGCCGUGCAAAUUGCUCUCACGCCGCUCCACUUAUGGUGGACUCGAGCAGGUCCUGUGAUCGCGCUGGAGAUCACGCAAUGCGCUCCGUUUCCUCCAUUUAAAAGGCGCCCUCCCUUCUCAGUCGACCCACCGGAUUCUGAGUGCGCUGAAGCCGCUCAUUCGAGAUCUAGCGGAGGACAUGGAGCUCAAGUGGGGCGCUAUAAUCGCCUACGGGCUUUUCGCUUGUGCCGCGGCGGGACCGCUUCACGCCCAGUGCAAAGUGGACUGGUACUUCGGAAUUCCCUGCCAUGAUGUCUAUGACGAGCUGGUCAGCCAAAUAAAGAAGUGGAGCAAGGCGGACUGCAUCGACGGGGGAGAGAAGUGCAUGUACAAACUGGAAUCUGCUAAUGCCCACUUCAUAAAAGCCAAGCAUACUACACCAGUGAAGAAGUACACUGAGGACCUGAACUUCAGACUCAUCCCGUACCUGCUGGACAUUGGGUGUCAUGUUCCCGCCUUAUCUGUCUCUGAAGCGUGGUACACCCUCGUGGAUUACGGCACCAACUACUGCAACCUGUACAACCUGAUUGAUGGCAGUGGGCUGAACAUGGUCCCGGGAUACAAGGAGAUGACCAACGACUUCAUCUGCACUCAGCACUCCUCGGCUAAUUGCACCAUUUUCUGAGGUUUCGCCGGUGGAUGGCCCAUCAGCACAUCUCCGAUGCCUGGCGCUGCCCUUAAUCAUUAACCUCGGCUCUCAUCUGCUUCUUCUGUCUGCUGAUCUUUUUGCUUUGAUGGCACAUUUAUAAAUUACUUAUUAACAGAACUGAAGGCUGAGCUCUCCCAAAUGUCUGAAGUAGAACUUGGUGUGUGUCAGACCACAGCUGCAUCUGUUAUUAUUGUGAUGAUGUGUGACAGAGCGGUGGCCACCACAUGUGAGACUCACAUCUUGUGUCACACACAGAGCUCUGUGGGAGGGAGUGGGCAGCCACAGAGUCUUUUGCUUUAUAUCUGAUACAUACAGCGACUGAUCUCUGAGGUCCUCCAGCUCCUGGACCACAAGGGCAACAGCUCACCACACAUGGCUAACCCCGAAAGGCAAACAGACAGGUGAUAAGCUGUGGGGUGGCAUGUAGUGGGCAGAAAAUGACACUGACAACAGUCCACGAACUGCAUAUGCAGUGGCAAGAAAAAGUAUGGGAGCUGCUUGGAAUGACUCGGGGUGUUCUGCAUUACCCGUUGAUAAAAUGGGGUCAGAUCUUCACGUAAGUCACAAUAAUCUAGACAAGCACCAUACACUUACACUAAUAACACACAAACAGCUCUAAGCUCUCAUGUCUUUAACCCAUCAAAUAUUCACAGUGUUCUGUGAAAAUGUAUGUGAACCCUGCAACCACUAGGGGGUGCCACUGAGCCCCGCACCACACACACAGCAAUACCCAACAGAAUUCCAGGUUCAAAUAAAUGAUUUUCAUCUGACAAGACACCUUCUUCAGACAAACACCAGCAAUAUAAAUCAUUCACAAUUCCUCCUUCCUCCUCCCAAAGAGUGUUGCCCUCUGCAUCCUGACUCGGACUCAAUUUAAGUGAGGCAGGAGGGCUUCCUUUUAAACUAGACUUGGGGACUGCUCCCUGGCCAGGUUGUCCAGAUCAUUUCUGGGUCCUCCACAGCAGUGCCCUUUGGAGGUCUACAAAGAUCCCAAAAGGGCUGCCUUUUUGGGCUCCAACUCUCAUGCCACCCUGCGAGGGGCCUGUUUUAAACUGGUCCAGCCUCGAGGAACACUGCCACCUGUCAUGUGGAGGAAUGAACUGCUCCAGGUGAGCCUGUUUGCCUGUUCCUUCCAUUAUGGCCUCAUGGCUGGGAUAAAGGAAGGAUCCAUGCCCAUCCAGGAGGCUAUAAUGGAAGGAGAAGGCAAACGGGCUCAUGUCAUCCACAACCCUUAGAUUUAAUAUCUGCUAGAACCUCCUUUGGCAGAAAUAACCUCAAACAAGAGCUUCUGGUGGCUGCAGAUCAAUGUUCAGGGAGAAUUUUGGACCAUUCUUGGUUAGAGAAGAGCUUCAGCUCAGCCAUAUUUCUGGUGUGAAUGACUCUCUUGAGGUCUUCCACAACAUCUCCAUUGGGUUAAAAUCGGGGCUCUGACUGGGCUGCUCCAAAACGUGGAUUCUCUUCUUUCAAAGCCAUUCUGUAGAUGACUUACUUAAAUGUUUAGGGUAUCACCCAACUUCUACUAAGCUUCAGCUGGUUGACAGCCACCCAGAUAUUAUCCUGUAGGAUAAUUUGAGAAAUGAAUUAGUCUUAGAACAUAGCAAACUGUCCAGGCCCCAGAGCAUUGUAGCAGCCCCAAAUCAUGAUGUUCCCUCUACUAGACUUCAUCAUGUUGGUAUGCGGUGCCCAUUUCAUGCCAUAUGUACUGCUGCAUAGUCUUUCUGAACAAUUAAACUUUAGUUUCAUCAGUUCUCAAAA
This is a messenger RNA of Erpetoichthys calabaricus (reedfish), 2471 nucleotides long. RefSeq lists its product as uncharacterized. Bases 207 to 692 code for a protein of 161 amino acids. The record is from RefSeq and is a predicted model, not a curated record. The transcript is spliced from 5 exons. Lineage: Eukaryota; Metazoa; Chordata; Cladistia; Polypteriformes; Polypteridae.